AGGUUAAAAUUAAUUAAUUAAUAAUAAAGAGAAAAAAAGGCAUCUUUCUUUUUGACCCAGAAUAACCAGAGAGAGAGUAAUCACUCAUCAUCAUCAAUCCAUCUCUCUCUUCCUCACCCUUCAAGCCAUGAGUCUCUUCGGUUUGGGCAGAAACCAAAGAACAUUUCGCCCUAAAAAGAGUGCUCCCUCUGGUAGUAAGGGAGCUCAGCUCAGAAAGCACAUUGAUGCCACUUUGGGUAGUGGAAAUCUUAGGGAAGCAGUAAAACUCCCCACUGGGGAAGACCUAAAUGAGUGGCUUGCUGUCAACACUGUAGAUUUCUUCAAUCAGGUGAAUUUGCUUUAUGGCACCCUCACAGAGUUCUGUACUGCGGAGAAUUGCCCUACGAUGACUGCCGGCCCAAAGUAUGAGUAUAGAUGGGCAGAUGGCGUACAAAUCAAGAAACCUAUUGAGGUUUCAGCUCCAAAAUAUGUUGAAUACUUAAUGGACUGGAUUGAAUCUCAACUUGACGAUGAAUCAAUAUUUCCUCAAAAACUUGGUGCGCCAUUUCCCACUAACUUUAGGGAAGUUGUCAAGACAAUAUUCAAAAGACUCUUCCGUGUAUAUGCCCACAUUUAUCACUCUCACUUUCAGAAGAUUGUGAGUCUGAAGGAGGAGGCUCAUCUAAACACUUGCUUUAAGCAUUUCAUACUUUUUACCUGUGAAUUUGGACUGAUAGAGAAGAAGGAGCUUGCACCGCUCCAAGAACUUAUCGAAUCAAUUGUUCCUUACUAAACAGGUUCCGUGUAUCCCUGGAAUGAACUUAUCUCGGGGACACCUGAUUAAUGUUAAAUAAAUGCUGAUAAUCAGUAUGUGACUUGGCAGUGUUCUAUAUAGCUUAACAUUAUAAGUUGAUGUGCAUAUGCUCUGUGUGCCUUGGAUCUAUUUAUUGUCUUCUUUACCACCAAAAUAAAAAGGAAAAUAAAAAAAUUAGAUUUGAGCUAAAUGUCUUUGUUGCUUGAGGUGUUACAUGUAGAAAUGGACGGAGACUUCCGGCUUUACAGCCACCAAAACUGGUACAAAGAUAAUGUUGGUCGGGUUUUACUCUUGGAGUCUACUUGAAUUUGUUUGAUGUAGAUUAAGGAGUGUUGAUCUGAUCUUCACCAACUUUUGUUAUGCCAACUUGCCAAGGUUAGGCCAAUUAUCUGAAUUUAUGAAGUACUAACCGAAGUUUAAUUGUGAAAUCUUGCUUUCUUUCUUUUA
This is a messenger RNA of Humulus lupulus (European hop), 1240 nucleotides long. Its product is annotated as MOB kinase activator-like 1A. NCBI's taxonomy places the organism in Eukaryota, Viridiplantae, Streptophyta, Magnoliopsida, Rosales, Cannabaceae. Gene Ontology annotation, molecular function: protein kinase activator activity. Gene Ontology annotation, biological process: positive regulation of protein phosphorylation; signal transduction. The coding region runs from base 128 to 772 and encodes 214 amino acids. The transcript is spliced from 7 exons. The record is from RefSeq and is a predicted model, not a curated record. Gene Ontology annotation, cellular component: cytoplasm; nucleus.